CCUGAGGGUGAGUAUAUUUCCAGCAAACUAUUCCUUUAACACCCAUCAUGCACUGCUUCUGCGUCCUCCAGACUGUCGUAGGUGCUUCACAAAGGUGUCACCCUUCUCCUGACAGCAUUCUCACCGGCCAAUGAGGAGCGAUCGUUCCCUGGCACACGCUUCAAACCCUCCACCUCCCUCAAAUAACCUGCCACCGACACGCUGACACAUGUUUCUGCUUUACUGGCGGGCGGUCACUGCGUAGCUGCUGUAAACUUCAAGGUUAACUUUGCUGAAGACUAGGAAACGCUCUGGCAGCUGCAUUGGAUUUAAGUGGUUUCUAAGCAGGUGCAGUAGACCUAGAGGUUGUGGACAUUCACACAAGUCAAAGCAGCAUGCAGGAGAACAGCAUGGAUCAGCCCACGUCUUUAUCGCAGCUUCUGCGUGAGAGUUACCUGGCCGAGGCCCGAGCUCAUCACAGACACGGCGAGUCCAGCUGCAUAGACAGCCCUCGCCGCCUGGUCUACGGGACGCUCAAGGAGAAAGCAGACGACUCCGGUGGGAUAGUGGAUCCACAGUUCCCUGACCUGUCUGCCUUCCUGAGCCAGGAGGAACUGGACAAGAGCGUCGAUCUGGCCUGCAAAGCGUUCAGCAGUGAUCCUCGAGAACGUGAGGAGAGAUCUGACGCACAUCCACCAGUGAGCCACUCUAAUGUUCCUUCCAACAAACCCACUCCAGAAACAGAGGUCAUUUCGGAAAGACACACAGUCCAGACUCCCAUCCAAGACACUGCGAUCAGGAACGUCAGAAGUGCUAGGGAACCUGCGGCGGAUUUCAAAAGACCUCAGAGAAACGCUCCAUACGGCUUGGAGACCCAAUCCAAGAAGGAGUUCCUCAACAAAGCAGCUGACUUCAUAGAAGAGCUUUCGUCUCUGUUUAAAGCCAACAGCUCGAAGCGAAUUCGGCCUCGUACUUGCAAAACCCACCGGAGCCGAUACCAGAAUAAGACCCAACUUGAUGGCACUUCAUACUCCAUUAAUACAGAAGAUCGAGAAAGGCCUAUUCUGCUCAAGCAACAGAUGGAGGAGCCAGUGGAGAACAGUGGAGUCACAGAGGAGCCGUAUGAGGCAGAGGAACCUCAGGAGCCGGAACCGGAGCCGGUGUGUGAGGAACCGGCUCUGAUUCCACCGGAGAGCUCAGAGGAACCCGUGUGCGAACCUCCACACUUUAUACAGAGACUCAAAAGCAGGGAGGUUCCUGAGGGCAGUAAAGUCCAGUUGGAUUGUAUCGUCAGAGGACUGCCUGCUCCUGAAGUUCGGUGGUUUUGUGAGGGUAAAGAGCUGGAAAACAGUCCCGAUAUUCAGAUCAUCGCUAAUGGUGAGCGACACUCUCUGAUCAUAGCAGAGGCGUUUGAAGAAGACACGGGCAGAUACUCGUGCUUUGCCUCCAACUUUUAUGGCACAGACUCCACCUCAGCAGAAAUCUACAUUGAGGGAGCAUCUUCGUCAGAUUCUGAUGUAGAACAACAUUUUCAAAUCUCCUCGAGCCAAGCCUGCUGUGGUCUCGGAGCAUCUUCGUCAGAUUCUGAUGUAGAACAACAUUUUCAAGCACAAUCUCCUCGAGCCAAGCCUGCUGUGGUCUCGGUAGAGCCCAGUACAUCUGCUGAAGAAACCGCACCAACUAUAACAAACACCUGCGCUGAACCACCAGCACCUUCUGACGCAGAAGAAGUGCCACUGACUGAGCCAACCUCUAAGCAGGAAGAUACAGAAUUUCUGAUUUCCGAAGUUGUCAGCUCUGAAAUACCUGUACUAGAACCAACCGUAGCUUUACUAGAACCUCCAACGCCAAUAUCUGAGGUGGAGCCCACUCCACCUAUUCCUUCACUGACCAUUGCACCACCAUCACCUCCAUCCAGCCAAAGUGUCUCUGAUAUACUGUUAACAUCUCAUCAGAGCAAUCCUGAGAAUCUAAAUGGCAGCAGUAGUUAUCUUCAAAGCUUCGAUGUAAGGCCCAUAAUGGCAGCUCCUGUUUUUACAAAGAACCUCCAGGAUGUCCUGGCUGUAGAGAGUCAGUUGGUAGUUCUGGAGUGCAGAGUAAAAGGCAUUCCCUCCCCUAAAGUGGACUGGUACCGGGAAGGAACACUUAUUGAAGAUUCUCCAGACUUCAGGAUCCUCCAGAAGAAACCAAGAUCCAUGGCUGAAUCUGAGGAGAUAUGUACUUUGGUUAUUGCGGAGGUCUUUCCAGAGGAUUCUGGAACAUUUACCUGUACAGCCAGCAAUAAAUAUGGCACAAUUUCCAGUACUGCAGCAUUGAGAGUAAAAGGACACAAUAAUAGCAACACCAACCCUAAAACAACAGUGGAAUCCUCCCUCCAGAAGGUUCCAGCAACAGAACUGAUAACAACAACUUUAAAGUGUAAGCAAGAUGUUCCUCUGGUAAACAACAAGCUUCACUCAAGUAUGAUUUGCCUUGACCCUUUGAGCUCUGGAUUUAAGCAUCCAGACCCUCAGGACUGUGGAACGCCUCGCUCAGAUUCCCUAAAUCCUAGUACCCUUCGCCAUGACCUCACCACUAGCCUACCUAGUCUAAACCCUCUCAGCAUUGGAAAAUACAGCACAGAUACUUUCAGGACUAGUUUACCUCAGCUAGACCCUCUCAGCUUUAGUUCUUCUUCACUGAACUCCGACUCAAACCAUACGCCCCUCAGCUCUAACACAACACACUUUGAUUCAGGAGGAUCUGGUUUUAAGCCUUCCACAGAAGUAACCCAAAGUCCAUCAAACGGAUCAGCCUUUGGCAUCACUAUGACCUCCGAUGCCUGGGUUGAACCAUCACCAAAUGGUUCAAAAUCUACCCCCAGCCCUUCUGUUACUAGUCUCCCAUCAGUAAACUCCAGUAACCAUCAAGAGCAACCACCUGUUAAACCCCUACCAGAUCCCCCAACUUCUUGUCUCAAGACAAGACCUGAGGGUGUGUUAGGGAAUCACAAUGAAUCCCGCUCUAGUUCUCGAGUCGGUCUCCGCGUAACCUUUAAACUCCCGGAGGAUGAAGAAGAGGAAGAGAAAGGAAUGUCAUCCAAAGAACCACCACCAGUGUUGGCUAAACCAAAAUUAGACCCAGUGCAGCUACAGAUCCUCCACAGCCAGGUGGUUUUGGAACAGCAGCAAGAAAAUGUUUCCCCAAGCCAAGAUUCACCACAUUUAGACGGGACAAGUUCUGAGCCAACGCCUGUCAAGCCAACUCAACCUGCAAAUCCAGCGCCAUCACCACUCCAACCACCUCCUCUUGUAAUGAACUCUGCUCCAAUUCCACUGCCGAUCCUUGAAUCUGUCCCUCUACUUCCUACAACACCUGCUCCCAUUUUAAAAGCUGUACCUGUAUCCCAACUGAGCAUGCCUUUAACCAAUUCCAUGCCCUUGCCCCAACUUACUCCAUCAGCCACAACCUUACACAACCACCCUCCAAUACCUCAACCAAAUCUGGUUCCUACUACUUUAAGUACUUUUCCACCAGGUAUGAUUCCCUCUACCCUACUAACCCAAACAAAUAUGGCUUCCACUCUUCCUCAGCUUUAUAUGGGGCCAAUCUCAUCCAAUGUGGCUCCAGUCACCCCUAUGCCAAGUGUGAAACCAACAAUCCCAAUAACUCAGCCCGGAAUAGCUCCCAACAUCCCUAUCCCUCCAAAUGUGGGACCUUCUGCACCUUUUCAUCAACUUAUCAUGGCUCCAACAACCCAACCACCUAACCAUGUGGCCAACAUGCCACCCAUUACUCCUUCCACUCAUAUUUCACAAAUAAACAUGAAUCCAACCUUGCAAAUGAACUCUGUUCCCGUUAGUGACACGAGUGUUGCCAGAACACAGGCAUUGAUGAUACCUGAUGCAUUAGCAUUGUACAACACUGCACCAAAGAUAAACACCACCUCAAAUUUUCAUCCUAGCAUGGCUCCACAAGUCACAUAUUCUCAAGCUGUGUCUUAUCCAUCCCUGAGUAAACUCACCUCACCGCAUCUGGUGAGAAAUCAACCUGCACCCAUCCCGAGUCCAAUGUCUCCACCUCCGUUGCACGACACCCAGCCUCCACUUCCUGGGAUUAUUCCAAUCUCCACCCAGAGCUUCAGCUACACAAGGCCAAAGGAGUUCAUCGCUGCCCAGAUGCUCUCUCCUAUCAGGAGUCCUUCCCCAACCGAGUCUCCUGUUCCAAUGCUCCACCAGUUAGCUGCACAGAUAUUCCCGAAGUCGACACGGGAGCUCAUGUCGCCCGUCAACCAGUUAUCUCCGUCCCCAAGAAAGUUCCCAACAAGAGUUCUGGAGUGUCCAAGCAGCCCACCAUAUGUGUCCUCACCACCUCUAGUGCCUCCUGGGCUGGUGAAUUCAAUGUUUUCUUUUAGACCUCAGUCACCCCCACAAGCUUCUUCACCAACGUCUAGCAGCUCCACCCCUAGCCCCAUCCAAAAUCCAGUGGCCUUCCUUAGUUCAGUCCUUCCUUCACUUCCAACAUCUCCUCUGACCAAUGCCAUGGGGUUGCCUAAGAGUGCCCCACCUGGGCCUCAAGGUGCACUGAAGAAGAAUCAAAGAGGUUCCAGACUCAUGUCUGAUGACGACAUCCGCGAGAGCAAGGAAACGCUUUUACAAGAUAUUGAGAAGAAGUUGCGAUUUAAAGAUGAACAGCUUCAUUUUGGGCAGCAGAAGCCGAAUUAUGGGGGGGAAGUGAGCCGCCCGCUCGGACCAAACAUUCCCACCGCAACUGUCAUUAACUAUGACGAGGAAUACAAGGUGUCGAGCUUUGAGCAGAGGCUAAUGAGUGAGAUCGGGUUUCGUUUGGAAAGAACUCCAGUUGAAGAGUCGGACGAUGAAGUUCAGCACAAUGAAAUUCCCUCUGGAAAAUGCAUCGCACCCAUCUUCAACAAGAAACUGAAGCACUUCAGAGCUGUGGAAGGGAUUCCGGUCACAUUUACCUGUAAAGUUGUUGGAAUUCCAAUUCCUAAAGUUUACUGGUUUAAGGAUGGAAAGCAGAUUUUGAAGAAAAACGAGCACUAUAAGAAGAUCAGAGAGGGUGAUGGGACGUGUUCAUUACACAUAGAAGCCGUCACAAGUGACGAUGACGGCAAUUAUACAGUCAUGGCAGCGAAUCCACAGGGUAGAAUAAGCUGCUCUGGCCAUUUGAUUGUCCAAACGGGUCCCGUGCGAAACCGGACCAUGGUUCACUCGCAGAGUGGGUUACCUCAUCCUGAAAUCAUGUGGCUUCUGAACGGGAGGCCCAUAUAUCCAGACCUCACUCACCGAAUGCUUGUGAGAGAAAACGGCAUCCAUUCUCUAGUUAUGGACCCUCUGACUCAAGCUGAUGACGGGACGUACACCUGCAUCGCCUCAAAUAAAGCGGGACAGAAGCUCUGUAGGUUAGACUGCAAGGUACUGGAGAUAUUCCAGCAAGAUAAAGAGCUGAAGCAGGCGCCGCAUUUUGUGGAAAAGCUGCAGAACACGGGCAUCGCCGAGGGCUCCCCGGUGCGUCUGGAGUGCAGGGUUGUGGGGAUGCCACAGCCGCUCAUCUUCUGGAAGAAAGACAAUGACACAAUCCCUCACUCGAAGGACAGAGUCAGCAUGCAUCAGGACACUACAGGUUAUGUUUGUCUUCUGAUUCAACCGACCAGAAAGGAAGAUGCUGGCUGGUACACUGUCUCUGCAAAAAAUGAAGCAGGGAUCGUAUCAUGUACAGCCAGACUAGACAUAUAUGCUCAGUGGUAUCAGCACGUUCAUGCACCGAUGAAGAAAACGCAGCUCAGUGGGAGUCGAUACGCUGCUCUCACCAGCCAGGGUCUGGAUAUCAAGUCAGCCUUUCCCAUGAGCGACAUAUUCUCUGCCUCCCAACCAGAGCGAAGGGCAGAAAGCGAGGAGCUGUAGAUGCUCGCAGCAGAUAUUUUAAAGUAGAUGGAGUAACGAUCUAAAAGCAAACGAGGAUCUGAUGUCUCUGCACUCAUUUGUUGUCGAAGUCAAAAUCUGCUCGUCCUCAGGUCAUCGAUGAGUUUGUCUCUUCAUCAGAUUUGGAGAAAUGUAGCAUUGCAUCACUUGCUCUGAA
Molecule: messenger RNA, 6057 nt
Organism: Sinocyclocheilus rhinocerous
Lineage: Eukaryota; Metazoa; Chordata; Actinopteri; Cypriniformes; Cyprinidae
Product: myopalladin-like
Exons: 22
Coding region: 375-5882 (1835 amino acids)
Molecular function (GO): protein kinase activity
Source: RefSeq, a predicted model, not a curated record